AUGGCUUCAGUAACACAGAGAGAAAUACCAGAUAUUCAGAAAUACGUUGCUUGGCCCCCAAUCAUCAAGCAUGUUGUCCCACUAGGUCAUUUAUACGACGGUAAGUCAACCCAUGAAAUUUAACAAACUAACAUUCUAAUAAAUUUCUAACAUUACUCAAGAGAGUGGGAAUUCCUAUCCGAGAAUGGGAGGAAGAUCGAGCGGACUGCCAAACGGACAUGUGCUAUUCCAAUUCAACAACACAUUCUGCCACAAUGCAGCAGGCCAAUUUCUAGGAAAAACAGAUUCUACGCUCUCAUUUCUUACCAAUUCCACGAAUCCCGUCAUGUCGAGAUACUUGGCGCCACCAGGAUCAAUCAACGUUGAAAUCAGCGAGAGACAAAUUCCAAGUUUGUUCAAACGCUUCGAGGACGAACUUGACAAGAAAAACGACAAUAAGGUAUUUUGGGCCACUGGUGGAAUUGCUUGGUAUCUUAUAACAGGUGCCGCAGCAUAUGGAUGGACCUUCUUCGAAUACCGAGGAAUUAAAAAGGAUGGCUCAACCGUCCUCGUAGCGGUGGGUAUAGCCUCUGUGGAGGUUGAUUACCGUGCCAACCCGACGACUAUUGUAGCUAAGCGUGAGAUGGCUGGCUGGAGUGAGCGUAUACUAUUCAAUGUAAGUCAUCAACUCUGCACAAAGUGAAACUUACCAAGACAAUGAUAGCCUAGUGAGCCUCGACUUGGAACUUUCUCAGUCCUUUCCGACGGAAAAUAUUUAUACGCCUACGGACACAAAGGUGGCGAUCACAAUGGAGAUUAUGACGUAGUACUAGGUCGCGUACCUUUGGAGCUUGCAAAAGCAAGAGCUUGCUGGGAGUACUGGGGUGGUGGAAGAGGUUGGGUUAAAAACCAUUUCUUCUCCUGGCCAAUCUUGAAGAACUGCUUACAUGGUCAAAUAUUCAACACAAAGUUGUUCGGAGAGGAUUCACCAUACAGAUUUGGCUUCGUUGGCUGCACCCGGACAGGUGAUAGCAAGCUAAUGUUUGGACGAGCUAUCAAUCCUUGGGGACCUUUCGAGAUUGUCGAACUGAUGAAGGCAUAUCCUUUGGGCCAUAUACAGAAGUUCGCAUAUACUACCCAUAUGUUUGCUCACCCGUGGGCUUUUCCGGAGAGCAAAGGAGAUUUAAUGGUCACUUGGAGUGAAGGAGGAUCAACAGGAAAUAUUGUCGCCGUAAAAAUCCGCUUUGAGCAGGGCAUCGGUCGCUUACAAUCCAAUGAGCUAAGAGUUGUCCAACGCAUCGAGGAAGAAAUAGACAAGGACAAUAUCGCUCUAUCGGAGCUUCAACUUCACGAUGAAUUGUAUAGCUUCGGACGGUAUGAAAAGGACGCCGAGCAGAAAACUGUAAUCGCCACACCCAGGAAGAAGAAUGUAUUCAAGAAGGCUGCUACCGCAUUUGGCGAAUUAUGUAAUAAGAACGCUGCUUAA
This is a messenger RNA of Sclerotinia trifoliorum, 1465 nucleotides long. NCBI's taxonomy places the organism in Eukaryota, Fungi, Ascomycota, Leotiomycetes, Helotiales, Sclerotiniaceae. The record is from the annotation of a GenBank genome assembly.